AUGCUCGGAAUAAGUCAUGUUUAUUUAGCAAGCAUUAGAAAUCACCUAGUUAGCAAAGGUCUCUCUGUCCGAACUCAUGGCAAUACUGGCAAGAUGCCUAUAAGAAAAACCAAAAUGUUAAUCGAUGAAAAAAUUAAGGAGAGGGUAAAAAGUUUCAUCCUAAACUAUGCUAAAACUUAUGGCUUACCUAAUCCAGGGAGAAGCAAAGGAAGUGAUAGCAUAACCAUCUUUUUACCUGCUGAAAUGACUUAUAAAUCAGUCCAUGAGGACUUUUUAAAUAGUUUAGAAGCAGAUAGUUUAGGGAUGAACUCCACUUUUGCGAGGAUGAAAGGGAGAAAGCAACCCAAAAAAAAAUUUGAACGACACUUAAUCCAAGCCCAGUUAGAGAGGGAUUAUUAUAAUGAGAAUACUAAACUAGUAAAAGAACAGGAAAAUAACAUUACCGCCCAUUAUAUAGGGAAGUAUUAUGAACUUCAUGGAAAGCAGUUGGAUACUUUUUAUAAAAUAAAGGAUUAUUGUUCUCCUUGCUGGGAUAAAGAAAAAACCUGGUAUGAAAUUGAAAUUAAGAAUGGUAAUUUUAAA
Messenger RNA from Racocetra fulgida, 582 nucleotides. The record is from the annotation of a GenBank genome assembly. NCBI's taxonomy places the organism in Eukaryota, Fungi, Glomeromycota, Glomeromycetes, Diversisporales, Gigasporaceae.